UUCCUCUGGACAUCGGUCAAAUAUCUGGUAACACUGAUUCCAGCAGCGGCUGUCAGCUGUGUCUAGAGAUAGCCGCAGGUGGGUCGAGCUGGAUUUUUGGCAGUUUAUUUAAAUAAUUUGCGCAGCUAAGAUGUUUAUAAAACCGUUUAAAGUUAAGUCGAAUAAUCAAUUAAAGGGAACGGAAAGGAAAAAAUUAUGUCAAGAAAUUUUGGCAGCAUAUCCGAUGCUCACGGAGGAAGAAACCCAGCUAUUGAUUCCCAAAAAGGAGGCGAUAAGCGUCAUGAAAGUCAUAACUUACGGUGGACAAUUAGCGAAAGUUUACUGUGUUGCCAAAAUACCUAUGUUUUUUCAAAUUGACUCUUUGCAUCAAACACUAUUGCCAACUAUAUAUACGUUAUGGCAUCAUCAAAAUUUGUUGAGAGUUUUUACAACGGGUCUUCCGGUUGUACCUAAACUAGCGAGCGGCGCAGACUUGAUGUUGCCUGGAGUGAUAAUGAAAGAACCUAUAACGUUAUACUCUUUUGGCAAAUUACAGAAAGGUACUCCCGUUUCAGUAGAUACAGAAGAUAAUAAGGCAUCCGUUGCUGUUGGUAUUACCGCACGUUCUAGCGAGGACAUGUAUAUGUCGGGGGGCCACGGAAAAUGCGUCGAAAUUUUACACGUAAUAGGCGAUACGCUUUGCCAACUAGGAAAGCCACCUAUCAGACCAAAUCUAGGGCCCCUGAAUCUCGACGUGGAUAAUGAAAAAUUAGAAAAUAUAGAUCUAAUCAAUGAAAACAGUGACCAGCCUCUCGUGGAAGCAACAAGCAAUUUAGAAAUUUGUAACGAUAACAUUUUAGAAACUGAAUUUCUCACCGAGGUAAUUUGCGAUAUCAUUCGCAGAAAUGGGGUCGACCGGUCGAUGCUAAAGAAUCGUUAAUAUUGUUCUUGACAGGAAAAUGCGGAGGAAACCAGGACAGAAGAAUCCGAGGAGGUGGAGAAUGUAAUUAUGGAACAGUCUGAAGCAGUUGUAGAUCCUGUGCAAGAAAUGGAUAACUUGUUAGAGUAUUGCUUUCUAAAAGCGUGCAAAAAGUCUGUGAAAUCUAACGAUUUACCAAUGUUAGUGUCCAAUUUCUCGAAGAAUCAUUUAUUGGCGGCAUGUCCACCCGAUAGAAAUAUAGAUAUAAAAAAGUCACGAUAUAAAAAGCUGUCCGUGUUCUUAGCUGAAAUGAAAGCAAAGGGUGUAAUUAAUACUUCCGUCAUAAAAGGAGUAGAAAGCAUAUUGUCUAUUAAGUUUGAUCAUCCCCUUUUAAAGAAGUUGGUCGUUUUAGAAGAACCAGCACCACCCUCGGAUCCAGUAGUUUCAAACACGGCAGUGGUCUCCGAGUGUUACAGAGUGACAGCAGACGUUCUGCCGGUGUUAUCUAAAUUCAGAUACGAAAAAGGGGACGUAAUGAAAAGAGCUGAGAUCAGAAAAUGUUUUACUGAAUACGUGAAAGCGGAGAAUCUACAGGAGGGAAAGAUAUUGAGAUUAAACCCACAACUCGCAGGUAUCAUGAAGACCAAAGUGAAUCAAGAGACUAUAACAAUGGAGGACGGAAUAAAUAAGUUUAUCGGACGUAUGACGCACAUGCACGAGGUUACGUUAGCCGGAAAUAAGCUGUUGCACACCGGGAAACUCGAACCUAUCGAUAUGAGGGUCACCGUUCGAUCUGGCGGGAAAAAGGUAACGCUGGUAAAUAAUUUGGAAACUUUCGGUAUAAAUUCGAAGGAGUUCAGCAAGGAAUGCCAAAGUAUCGGUGCAAGUGCAACGAUCACGGACGAACCUGGAAAGAAAACUCCAAGCGUCCUUGUACAAGGAAACCAGAUUUUAUACGUGUAUAAAUUACUCACCGAAAAAUACCAAAUUAAAAAGACUUACAUAAGGGGUUUAGAAUUUGCACCGAAGAAGCAAGGCUCUCAGAAAAGAUAAAGUGGCUUUCAAACGGAAAUGGAAAAUAAAAUUUUGCCCGAGAUCGAGAGCUAUUCUUUCUCGAUUCCGAUUUAGUAUAAAAUGAACGAGGAUUCAAGAGCAUUCUAUGCAAUUAAGGGAUCUCCGUUGUAAAGGCUGUAUCUGCUAAAUAAAACAAAAUACGAAGACAUUAUUUCUUUCUUUUUUGGACAAUGCGAACGGAAUGUAUGAGAUUGUA
Colletes gigas is the source of this 2168-nucleotide messenger RNA. It is a transcript of the gene eIF2D, whose product is annotated as eukaryotic translation initiation factor 2D. Lineage: Eukaryota; Metazoa; Arthropoda; Insecta; Hymenoptera; Colletidae. Gene Ontology annotation, biological process: formation of translation preinitiation complex; translational initiation. The record is from RefSeq and is a predicted model, not a curated record. The transcript is spliced from 8 exons. Gene Ontology annotation, molecular function: translation initiation factor activity; RNA binding.